AUGCCUACCAUAGAGGAGAUCAAUCAGGCGGUCUUCGACGCUCUUAACGAGCAUCACUCUAUCCGCAUCCUCGGUGACCUACCUACAGAGUUUCUCAACGAAGAAGACUACAUCGGUUCGACCAUGGAACUGAUCAAGGAUUUUGUCGACGUAUGGAAGGAAAAGGCAAAAACACUCUUCGUCGCUGUCGAAGUUUGGCCAAGACAUAGCUACUUUGCCCUCGAUCUCAAUAACGACCGUUACAACUAUGACACGGCUCACAUUGAGAUCAUUCGCCUGCCUGUCUACCUACUCCGGCUAUCCAGAAGAAGCCGCAAAUGGAAAAUCUUCAGGCACAGGCCCGAAGAUAGAGGGCUAGCCGAGAGAAUUGCGUUCUUGCAUGAAGGCAAUGGCCAGGCCCCGACUCCUUUUCUUGGGGAUCAUAUCAAGGGAGUCGUACACCUCUCACCUCGACGCCUUGGCUGUCCGAAUCCUCUUGGGGACUAG
Molecule: messenger RNA, 486 nt
Organism: Xylona heveae TC161
Lineage: Eukaryota; Fungi; Ascomycota; Xylonomycetes; Xylonales; Xylonaceae
Exons: 1
Coding region: 1-486 (161 amino acids)
Source: RefSeq, a predicted model, not a curated record